ACGGCAUCAAAUUUGAUUAUACCAACCCCUGCUCUCUCUCUCUCUCUCUCUCUCUCGCUCUGAUAUUCACAGAGAUGUCUGCUAGCAUCAGGAGUGACAGUGACAGGCCUUUUGACAUUCAAGAACUCUUACAAAUUAGGGCAAGGUGUAAAGAGCUAGGGAAAGAAAAAGACAUGUUGAAGGAGUCUCAGUCCCAAAGCCUUGAGCUGAUCAGAAGGCUAGAAGUACAUGUGAAGACAUUAUCUGAGGCCUGCUCUGAAGAUGAUAAACAGAUCCAGGAAUUGGAAAGAGAGCUCAGGAACUGCUCUCAAGAGAUAGGUAAUUUUUUGCAGGAUCAACUCAGUUCGAAGAAUACAGAGUUAAACUUUCUAGAAAAGCAUGCGCACAGCCUAGAGUUGAAACUAGCAGGGAUAGAAAAUCUGCAGAAGAUGGUUGGCAGGUUGCAGGAGGAAUUGAGGAAGUCCAAUUUGGAACGGCUAUUCUUGAUGCAAGAAUUAGAUUGCAAAGAAGUACAAUUACAAAAGUCAACUUUGUACAUUGAGAAACUGGAGGAGUCAAUUUCAUCUGUAGCAUUAGAAUCACAAUGUGAAAUUGAAAGCAUGAAGCUUGACUUGAUUUCCUCGGAGCAGGGAUGCUUUGAAGCUAAUAAAUUUAAGGAAGAAAUUAUUGAAGAAAACACUCAGUGGAAUUACUUGAUUCAAGAACUGGAAGUUCAGUUGCAGGAAGCUCAGUCUGUUAUUGAAAGCUUAGACAAAGAAAAUAAAGAACUAAGAGAGAAGCUUGAAGCAUCUGAAAUGUAUGCCAGGGCAUUUUGUCAAAAAAUUGAAGAACACUUGGAAGAAUGGCUGGAAGACAAGGAUGAAUUGCAAUUUGAUUCUCAGCCUUCAUUUGGUGAAAAAGGGACCAAGCUUAUUGCAUCAGAAGAAAUAAGGACUUGUGGCAAAGUUUUGGGCCCACUUCUUUCAAAAUUGACGAUGGUAGUAGCAGCAUCGCAUGAAAUUUUGAAGGGCGAAAUGGAGCUGAUAUCACAUCAGACGUACGGAUAUGAACUUCUGGUGAAGCAACUUAAGGAAGAAUUGAGGGAGGAAAAGCUAAAGGCGAAGGAUGAGGCGGAGGACCUAGCUCAAGAAAUGGCCGAGUUACGAUACCAAAUUACAGGUUUGCUCGAGCAAGAAUGUAAACGACGUGCUUGCAUUGAACAGGCAUCUUUACUGAGAAUAGCUGAGUUAGAGGCACAGAUUCAAAAUGAACGAACGAAAUCACUCAAUGCUGCCAAGCACUUGCAUGAAGCACAAGGGUCACUCAAAGAGGAUUAUAGAAAUAUAUCACAUGAAUAGUGGGUUGAAGGGGACUAAUGCCAAAUACCCGAUGGAGAGCAUACAGUGCACCCUGGUAGAUGAGAAACAGCGUGCAGCUGUGGAGAGUCCAGAAAUCUUGCCAAUUGUGUAUGAUUGAAGUCGGAACUUCCACAUUGGGUGCAUACAACAGAUAAGGCUUCAUGCAAUGGAAUAAGCGUGUACGAGGAGGCACAAAAGGGCAGUUUUCCUUCUCAUCAGUUUCUUAAUUAGGACAAUAGUGCAGAGCUUGUUUCCCGAGUGUAUACUUUGCAUGUUGAAACUGAACACUGCAUAUUCAUUCAUAUGGGUUUUCUUUUCUUUUCUUUUCUUUUUCUUCUUUUUGGAAUUUUUCCUUUCGUGGUGAAAAUAAGCGAUGGAUUAAUGUAUAUCUGCUUUUUAUUUCUUUUGAGAGGAUAGUAAAUCUAACAAGUAGGUAGCUGCGCUGUUUUAGAUCUCA
Molecule: messenger RNA, 1794 nt
Organism: Malania oleifera
Lineage: Eukaryota; Viridiplantae; Streptophyta; Magnoliopsida; Santalales; Ximeniaceae
Exons: 9
Coding region: 75-1337 (420 amino acids)
Source: RefSeq, a predicted model, not a curated record